GCGAAGCCUGCGCGGGAGCCUGGGCAGUGAGCAGGGUGUGAGCUGUCCGAAAAUGCACUCGGAUGCCGCCGCUGUCAACUUUCAACUGAACUCUCAUCUCUCAACGCUGGCAAAUAUUCACAAGAUCUACCAUACCCUGAAUAAGCUAAAUCUAACAGAAGACAUUGGCCAAGACGAUCGCCAAACAGGAAGUCUGCGGUCCUGCAGUUCUUCGGACUGCUUUAGCAAAGCGAUGCCACCGAGGAAAAAGAGAAGACCUGCGCCUGGAGAUGACGUAUCGGCCAAGAAAAGCAGACACGACAGCAUGUUUAGAAAAUACGAUUCAACGAGGAUAAAGACUGACGAAGAAGCCUUUUCCAGUAAGCGGUGCGUCGAGUGGUUCUAUGAAUAUGCAGGCACUGAUGAUGUCGUGGGUCCUGAAGGCAUGGAGAAAUUUUGUGAAGACAUUGGUGUUGAGCCAGAAAAUGUAGUUAUGCUCGUCCUAGCCUGGAAAUUGGAUGCACAAAACAUGGGCUAUUUUACUCUCCAGGAAUGGCUAAAAGGAAUGACUUCUCUACAAUGUGAUACAACAGAAAAACUAAGAAAUACUUUGGAUUACUUAAGAUCAUUAUUAAAUGAGUCUACAAACUUUAAACUUAUUUACAGAUAUGCGUUUGACUUUGCACGGGAAAAGGACCAGCGCAGCCUAGACAUAAACACUGCCAAGUGCAUGUUGGGACUGUUAUUAGGAAAAGUCUGGCCCCUUUUUCCAGUUUUUCACCAAUUCUUAGAGCAAUCAAAAUACAAAGUUAUUAACAAAGACCAGUGGUGCAAUGUGCUAGAGUUCAGCAGAACCAUUAACCUUGACCUCAGCAACUACGACGAGGAUGGAGCCUGGCCAGUUUUGUUGGACGAGUUCGUGGAAUGGUACAAAGACAAGCAGAUGUCGUAGGACCGGAUGUGCCUCAGCGCGAGAGUCACUGUUCCCGCUGUUCUGUCAGCCAUUAGCCAUAAAUUGCUGUUUGUCUCGACGCGCAUGCUGCUCCCCUGGCACGGCCUUCCUCCUGCAGGGACGCUCGGGGUUCGCGACCGACGGGCCAGCUCUGCUUACUGUGUGGCAUCGUUCUCUUGGGAGGCUGCUUUGCAGUUUGUAUUCACACUACCGAUUGGUGAACUUGCCAGCGUCCUCACUGUGAUUAUGUGUAUAUUGCUGUUUAAAUUUUGUACAUGUGUAUAAAAAGAAACUGCUUCACCGAGAGAUUAUUUCUGCA
Echinops telfairi (small Madagascar hedgehog) is the source of this 1250-nucleotide messenger RNA. RefSeq names its product defective in cullin neddylation 1 domain containing 4 (gene DCUN1D4). NCBI's taxonomy places the organism in Eukaryota, Metazoa, Chordata, Mammalia, Afrosoricida, Tenrecidae. The record is from RefSeq and is a predicted model, not a curated record. Gene Ontology annotation, biological process: protein neddylation; positive regulation of ubiquitin-protein transferase activity. The coding region runs from base 53 to 931 and encodes 292 amino acids. Gene Ontology annotation, molecular function: cullin family protein binding; ubiquitin-like protein binding; ubiquitin conjugating enzyme binding. Gene Ontology annotation, cellular component: ubiquitin ligase complex. The transcript is spliced from 11 exons.